GAAUCAACAUGGCGGCUUACCAGGAUGUUGUUGCACCUCAUCAAGACUGGCCCGUAAGUUCUGUUUCAUGCUGUGGUUAAAAUUCUGUUACGAUUUAUGCUUCUGAAGCUAAUAAAUGUAAUAUCUAAAAUGUGUCAGGGUCGUACAACGUAAACAUCGAUAAAGGAAUGUCACUCUCGAAGCUGUCGAUAUGUCCAGACACAAACGUAAUUCUGCCCUGCUCCAUACCUUUAAAUGAAAUAUCUUGUUUUCCAUCAUCCUUUGAAUGUCACCUGAUGUUUUUCUUUUCUUUUCUUGGGGCUGAACAAUGUUUGAGGCUUAAUAUAUAAUGUCUUCAUAAGACGAACUAUGCGGAAGCUUGGCGUAAAUUCCUCGUGACGUCUGCUCCCAAGAAAGUUACGCUAAUGUAUUCAAGUUCUUUAUUUGCCAAUGAACUUUUCACCUUACAGGCAACUGUCAUGGCUGUGGAUUGUACGGGCCAGUUUACUGUGCUAGGAUCGUAAGUGACUGUGAUGAUUUUACUUAUAUACUUAUACACCCCCAACAGCCAGCUGUGAACCUGUAAAACAAAAUCCAGCUUGUCCAGCAUUUUACAUUAGGCCUAAAACUUAAGAUAUCCUCAAAUUUUUCAAAGGCAGUUAAGCUUUAGCUUUACUGUCACUUCACAGCAAAUACCAUCAGUUGCAUCUAAGCGUGGACGUUGGUUAAGUUGUUUACAUGUUUUUGAUCAGCAUGUUCCACUCACCUUUUAUUUUUCUCAAUUUUCAGUAACAUUUUUCACCUCAGAAACAGCAUAAAAAACAAAUCAAUUCAACAAACAGCUGCCUAAUCUGCACGUGAACAUUCGUCCAUUGACACCCAAAACUUCCACAGUUUGGUGGCGAAACAUGUCCUGUUUUCACCCAAUAAUUAGAACGCAUUUUUCCGUCAUGUGUACACACUUAGAUGCAACCAAUGGUAUUUGUAUUUGUAACUGAAACAAAACAAUGAUUUGCUUCCAAAAUCAAGGCCCUCUAGACUAGUGGGUUUCAAUGCUGAUCAUAGCUAUUUCUUUUCACAGGAGGAAGGGACUAGCAUUUGUAGACUUGAAUGCUCCAAAUGUAAUCACCAAAAAAGUAACAAGGAACAGCAAAUGGGAAUGUGGAGCAAUAGAGUGGAACCCUCACCUUUCGCAUGCAAAUAUCUUUGCCAAUGUGGUUAGUAUUUUUGCCUAGAACUUCCUCAUGGAUUCAUAUUGUUUUGACCACUAUAAUUUUGUACUUGAAAGUAAGUAGCAUACCCACCUACCCACCUGCCUACCUUUUUUUGCAGUCAAACCAAAAGACAGAGAUUUGGUCCUGGAGAGAUGGCAAUGGUUUACAGCAACAAAUUCUCAGAGGUCACACAAGAUCAAUAAGGUAAUUGUGCAUACCCACUUUUCAUUUAUGAGUGCAGAAAAAAAAGUGUUUAUCAUUUUCAGGGCUGUCACUCUUUUUUGAAAAUAGCUGGGAAAUUGAAAAUAGUAGUGGGGAAUUUGAACUUUCCUUCUAGUCAGUGUAUUGAAAUUCUACAAAAUGAAGUUAGCGCUUAGGCAUUAAGGACAUCCUGCUUUAAAUAGAAAUGGUACAAAUGUCUUACAAUCAUUAAAAAUUUCCUUAUACGUGGCUUAACGUAAUUUAGGCAAAGUUAACCUCAAAGCAAUGCUGGUCAGCAGUCUUUCAAACUAUGCUGAGGGUGGCCCAAUGCCUCCAGCAGGGGCACCUUGUGACUUGUAUACAUAAUUGCUGGCUUGCAGUUCUUUGUAAAGUAUUGGUGAUGAGUUUAACUAAGGAUCUGAAUUUUCUUGGUCUGCUAAAUUUUUCCCCUUUGUUCAAUUUUUUUUUCAUUGUUAUAUUAUUAAAAAAAAGUAUGGUUAUUCAGCAACAUUAUUAUCCUCUAGGAUAUCCUCAGUCAUUUGACCUUUUGUAUGUUGCUGCUUUUUUCCUUUCUUUGUUUUCAGUGAUCUCAACUGGUCCUGGUUUGACCCUCACCUUCUCUCCACCUGUUCAAUGGAUCAGUUCAUCUACAUAUGGGACUUGAGGUCAGAGGGAGGUGUAGAUAAUAGCAAAGGCAGCAGAACGGGGGCACAGGGGGGUCCAUAGCCCCCCCAAACAACUCAGUGGGGUGUCAUAUAGCUUUCUUCCAAAAUCACUAAAAGCAGAGUGACUACUAAAGUGUGAUAGACAUGUUACUUUAUGUUAGCUAUCCUUCUAAACCUAAGCACUCUCCAAACAGACUUAUAAUCCUGGGAGGGUGUAAUCCCAUAUAAAAGUGACAGGGAUGCUUGUCUGAAAAUUAAAAUACAUUAUUAUUGAACCUUGAAGGCGAGAUCAAUGUGGGUGUGGCUCAAGCUUAAACUGACCCUUAAAGGAGUCCAUACUAAAACGGACACUGCAUUUUUAAGAAAUUUCUUCAUGUACAGCCCUAAUUGAUAACUGAAUGGGCAAAUAUAGUGACUUUCUGUUCUAAACACCCUAAUCGAGACCAAAAUCUGCAAUUCACAUUCCAAAGUGAGAUGAGGAGUAUCCCUCCCCCCCUCCUCGGGUUCAUAUUCUCAGAUAGGCUAAUUUUGGAACAAUAAUUGUCACAUCAAAGAUGUACUGGUGUCUGUUGGGUGGACACAGUAAGGCUUGUUACACUACAAGGAUUAUUCCUCAUUCAUUUGUGAACAACUUACUCUGAAGCAAUCGUCAUCAAGUAUUUAUUUUGUAACGUUUGUUUGAUUUGUGCAAUUCAGUACUGCUAAUAUUAAGCUGGUUUUCACCAUUUUAUGGUCAGUUUGCAAGCAAAGAUCUUAUGGUACUUUCUUAUCCAGGUGAAAUAUUUAAAUUUAGCUUUUCCUUUUCAUACUAUUUUUAGAGAUAGAAAGAAGCCAGCUAGUUCAUUGCAAGCCAUUGGUAAGUAUUUAUUGUUCUAUUUCUCUUACACAGGUGUUACAGGUCAAAAUUUAAUUUCAGGGCCAAGUUGUUCAAAGCUGGGUUAAGAUAACCCAGGGUUAGUGCGAGAUUUGAAUUUAGAUUUGAAAGCUCAGAAAGCAUUUCAGUUUUAAUUCUUUUUGUCUACAAGUUGAUGAUUGGAAGCUCUAAAAAUAGCACAGAAAAUUAUCCGAGAAAAUGCUUUUGAACACAAGAAAAAUAAACCCAUGUACUUAAAUUUAACCCUUGGUUAAGCGCUAAUUGGCCUCCAAACAACUGGGCCCAGGUUAAAAUUUUUUAACCUAGUUUCAUUCUGAAUUUCCUUUGUCUCCUAGCCCUAAAUAUUAUUUAUAAUUUAGGGCUAGAAGACAAGGGAAUUUAAGAAUCAACCUAGGUUAAAAAAUUUCAACCUGAAUUUAAUUUUAACCUGUAACACAGACAUCAGUCCCCUAUACAGAUCGAUCAAUUUACUUUUGAGGGGGCUAUGUCAAGAGGAUAAGUUUCAAUCCAUGUCCAUCCUUGUCAUCCGUUGCAACAGAUGACAGGAAACAGUUUAGAAACACCCUAAAUAUAGUCUUAAAUGACAAAAUUGGACCUUUAUUUUUGGAAUUCAAUUGAUAUGAAAAAAGUUAAAUAGCCUUGUAGAAGAGUAGCAAAUAGGGUGUCAUAGCCCUUUACAGGGAUGUAGCUUAAAUUUAUAACAGACGAGAAGUGGCAUUUGAUGGGCAGGUAAUAUGAGAAGAAAACAGUUGCCUUUUUCAAGACUGCAAUUUUAAUCAGCCAGAAAAAAAUAUUAUUUUGAGAACCGGGUAUUUUCCCUGGCUCCUGGCUAUUAUCGACAUCCCUGCCUUUAAGUGCCUUAAUUUUACACUGCCUUUUUAUGGAAGCUCACUAUUCCAAUGUGCAAUUUUUUGUGACUAGAUAAACAGAUCUGUGCUUGUCUCAAAUACAGUGUACUUGGAAGCUGAAUGUAUUAGUGCUGAACUCAUGGUGCUAGCAGUAACUUUUGCUGGGCAUAACUAUUUCCUAGUUUCUGUUAAAAUAAUAUUGUUCUGAUUCUUAAUAGAGUUUAAUACAUAGACUUAAGUAAACACAUUUUUUUGGUUGUUUCUAAAUAUUCAGAGCUUUCAUUAAGUUUUGAAGCCGCUGUAGCAAAUGAAGAUUCACCCGUAACAUCUCACAAAAAUUUACAGUGUCAUCUUAAGCUUUCCACUUUGAUCACCUGUAACAUCAAGUGAGAUGACGUCCAUAACAGGUGUUUUUUAUUAUUAUAGUUGGUGCCUCACAGGUUAAGUGGAACAGAGUAAAUCGUCAUGUGCUUGCUACCAGCCACGAUGGUGACGUUAGAAUCUGGGAUCUCAGGGUCUGUAUCGCAUGUAUCAGGUGUUACAUCUGACUUCAUUGUUUCUGUAACAACCUUUCAUAAAUGAAACACAGGCUUUUGUAAGUUAUUUGAUGUUUCCUGUUGUUAACAGAAAGGUAACACCCCAGUGGUGUACAUCACAGCUCACUUAUCAAAGAUCCAUGGCCUGGACUGGUCGCGUUCUUGUGGUACAACUCUAGUGACAUGCAGCAAUGAUGCUACUGUAAAGGUGAGCCUAAACUAGUGUUCUCCAGAAAAUCUGAAGAGGACGGAGAAAUCAUUGACGGCAAUAGAUACCCAGACACGCGAGUGCCUUUCAAUCAUAGGUAAGGAAAUCGGAAUUGCUCCCUCCUCCACUGGCAGAGUCUGGGUUCCUUCUGGGGUGGCCUGUGCCACAGAUGGAACUUAACUUCUGGUUAUGUCUGAGUGCGAAACAGCUAUGAGAUCCUCGUUCUGGGCCCCCAACUGAGUACCAGGAUUUGAGCAUACACCAUGAUUGACCUGUUAAAAAAGGCACUGUCAUUUUGCCAGUCAGGUUGAAGGGAAGUUCGAAACACACUUCCAGUAAUUUGUUGAGUCCACAGGGGACCCACAACAAGGAUAUCGGUAAUACUUCACAGACGUUACUAACUGGGGUUAGAUUAUGUAUGCAACGUAGGCUACUUCUGGGGUUAAGCUGUAAUUUUGGGAUCCCAGGAAAUUGUAUUUCAGUGCAUUUUAUGCAACCAGGAUAAGGACUUGAGCCUUAAGAUUUGUAUCUUUUUUUACCCAAAUUUGCUUUGUUUCACCCACCAAAGCACUGAGUAGUUCAACUUUACUUUGUUUAAUAAAAACCAUUCUUCUGGUCGCAAUGUUUUUGUUUUUGUCCUGUAUUUCUUUUAGUUGUGGAAUACUGAACAGCCUCAACAACCAGAGAAUACGUUGAAUGCAAAAUGUCCGGUUUGGAGGGCACGAUUCACUGUAAGUUUCCUUUUAUAUUUCUUGCUGUCAGAGUAAUAUUUAAUGAAUUUUAAAUUCUUAAAAGAAAAAAAAAUUAAGGAAGUAAUGAUUCUAGGGAGGUUACAAAAACCACAACUGUGAUGUGAACAUCACAGCAAUUAAUAGGUUUAUGACUAGAAAUUCAUUUCUCGCAAACUGAGAAACUGUAAAGUCCUACAGUUCUUAGCCCACUGUUCAUUUACUUUGCAGCCAUUUGGCGAAGGCCUUGUUACAGUGACUGUACCUCAGCUGAGACGAGGAGAGAACAGCUUGUCAUUAUGGAAUAUUCUAAACAUGAACUCACCCAUUGCAUCCCCUGUUAACACAUUUGUUGGUCAUAGUGAUGUCGUGUUAGAAUUCCAGUGGAGAUCUCAAAGGCUGGAUGGUGAGCGCUUCAGCAAUUCAUUAACACAUGGGUGGUCAACAAUUUGCGAACUGGCUGGAAGCCCGUUGUUACGUCGUGCUCAUACUAAAAACGUUAAUGAUUCUCUGAUCAAAUCGAACCUCAUUAAUAAAGACACCAAAGGCACCGAGCUACCGUAUUUAUUCGAAUAAGCGCCCAACCUCGAAUUAGCGCCCACCUCGGAUAAGCGCCCAUCCUAAAGGCAGAAAAAGUUAAUAAGCGCCCAAUCCCACCCCACCCCCUUUCCCCUCACACCCUCCAAAAAUUGAAUAAGUACUGGUGAGAGACUUCCCCGAAGACGGAGUUUUCUUCAGAGUAUUUUACAGAAACCUUGCUUUGUUACAUCUUCGCGUUUUGUUUUUACUAUUUAUUGUUUUGUUGCAAAAUAAACGUACUACACUUACUGAAAAUGUUGAAAAUUUAAUAAACGCCUAGCCUCGAAUAAGCGCCCACUUUCAAGGUCCAAAAAGUUAAUAAGCGCCCAGAGCGGUUAAUCGAAUAAAUACGGUACUUGUCUUCAUUGUAGCGGUAGGAAUUUAUGAAGUUUUCGUCCUGUUUUCUGUUGAGUCUACAGAAGCCUUAGCUUUUUACUUUUCCGUGUCAUAUAUUAUCUUAUUCUUCAUGAUAAAUCGUAUUUCGCACACCUGCUCAAGGCCACGCCACUAAAGAUUGCUAACUUCAGUUGCUUCCAAUUUGACAACUAAUAUUUUCUCGUUUAUUCAGGCAAUAACUUGACCCUUUAAUUUGUUUAUCAGAUGAUGAACAGUUUCAACUCAUUACCUGGGCCAAGGAUCAUUUUCUUAGACUGUGGGCAAUUGAACCGAGAAUGAUCAUGGUAAGUAUUAAAAACAGUUUCACGGGAUAGUUCACCCAUUUUCAGAAUCGGGAUUAAAUGCCCAGUUUCUUCUUAAGGGCUAUUGAAAAUCUCUUCUUCUUUUGUUUGGGCUUGUACUCUGCAGGGUAGCAGGGUUUUUUUGCAACAAUUUGCACGAAUUCAAUCAGAUUUCAUUAGUGUGCAACUUGUUGCGGCGACAAAAUUCUGUUGCGGAGACAAAGAUUUUCACAAAAAUUCUCCAGUACGCACGAGGCGAUUUGUCGCUGCGACUUCUCGCCGCGACGUGUUGCUGCAACAUGUCGCCUUGUGUGUUCCGACCUUCAGAGGCCGAAGCCGCUAGAAAAAACGCUUGACCGAAACCAGAAAUCGCGCAUGAAGAGUCUCUGGCACCCAGGGUAUUAAUAACGAGUUAAAUAUUUUCUAAUUCAGAUGAAGCAAUAACUAAUACUUUUCCUUUACCUACAGGCGUGUAGUGGAGAUGCCACAGAUAAUUUUCCAUCCCGCAACACAAGCGAAACAACUCUGGCCAUAUCUGAUGACUUGAUGGAAUCAGUUCUUUCAGAGUCCGUGAUUAUUGAUUCAGCCGAUGUUGUUCCUAGUGUCGCGGUCCAGCCGCACACUCUACAACAGGAAUUUGCGCUUAUAAAUGUCAACAUUCCUAACGUCAUUGUUGAGCAGGUAAAUGCUUUCUUCUUCUCUCUCACUGUCUAUUUAGGGUUUUAAAGUAAUUGCCAGACCUAUCAACGCCUGAGAAAACAGCUGAUAUCUGGCGAGGCCACCACUGGUUUCCCCGCGAAAUGACGUCUGACGAAUGAGCGCAGAAAUUCCAUUCUGAUGACGCGUCACUACCCAGAUCUGGGUGGUGCUUCUGAUUGGUCGUGCCACGAGGGAAAUUUGCUUUAACCAAUCAGAAGUACUACUUAGAUCUUGGUAGUGACGCUUCAUCAGUAUGGGAUUUCUGCGCUCUUUGCUCUGACAUCAUUUCGCGGGGAAACUAGUGGUGGCGCCGCGUGUGAGUGUCGAUUGUAUACCCUUCAAAAGAGCUUUUACAAAAUAUAAUAUCCUGAAAGUUUGUGGCUUGCGCUGGUAGACAUCUUUCCCGCCUUAGUUUUUUUCCGCGAAGAAAGGACUCUUUUAUGAUGGGAGAAAAAUGGCGUCUUCUCGUUCAGGGUUGGUUAAUGGAAGACAGAGCACUUUAUUUGAAUGUCAAUGUAUUUAGAAAGAAAGUGCUAAGUAAGGACAUUAUUUUUACGCGGGGCCGCCACUUUAAGAACCACGCAAAGGUCUAUCCGUUUGCAAGGCAAAGAAAGUACCUUCAUUUCUGAGUUAUUUUAAGACCCCGAGUAUUGGUCCGGCACUGAGAAUCGAACCCACGACACCAGGCUCUGCAGUCAAGCGCCUUACGGACUGAUCUAAUCCUGCCGCGUCUUACUGUUAUCAACUGAAUUAAGUUAAUAAGUCGUAUUUACCGUAGUCAAAGGAUUCACGAGUUGGCGUUUUGAGUACUAGCCCUUCGUGAGAGCAAAUCAAAACUAGAGCUAGUUUGUUUUGUAAGUUCAAAGAGAAAGGAACCGAGGAUUGAUUUAACAAUUGAACGUUGACUGUAACGUAUUUACUAUUGUAAUAUAUUCUCACCCGGGAACACCCGGACAUAAAGCCAAAUGAGCCUAAAUGCAUUAGAUAUGGGAGAAUCAGCCCGAGGCUUUGCGAGCCGGUGAACCAGGAGAGAAUACGAGGUAUGUCCAUCGCUGCGGGGAGAAGGGUGGGGCGAGAACUGCUACAGAGGGUGGCGAGACAUAAACUUUCAUAGAACUGGCUGAAUAAUCAAGCAGGCUGCUCUUUAAACUGAGGAACAAGGUCUGCGGGUAUGCCGUGUAUUCUCCCGGGCCACGCUGAAAAUGUUUGCGUUGAAGCAAAUUUAAGCUCUUGUGCGUGUUUUCCCCAGUGAGAAUAGUGCUUUGUUUCCAGAUGGAUGCGGGCCACAGGAGCUGUACCGUGUGUGCUACUAAUGGACCCAAUGUUGUGUCCCUGGUUAUUACGUUCCCUGCUCAGUAUCCCAACCAGGCCAUCCCCUCGUUUGAGUUCACAUCAGACACCUCCAUUGACAAGAAUACAAAGAUCAAACUCAUGAAGGUAAGAUUGAGUGAAAACCUAGCGUUGAAUUAAUUUCUAAAUUGCAUCCAGGGGAAAUUUGUCUCACUCGUUUUCCUUUCUUUGUGUCAGACUUUACGUGAAACAGCUCAAACACAUGUGAAGUUGAACCAGACGUGUCUUGAGCCCUGCCUUAGGCAGUUAGUCAGCCAUCUUGAAGAACUGACGGUGAGUAAGAACUUGUUCUCAAUUUUUGAUGGCUGAUGUUUUUAACGGCCAAUUGUCCCUUCCACAAGAGUGAACGAUUAAUAGAGGUGCUAUCGCUUAUAAGUCGAUCUGUUUUAAGGGAUUUAUUGACAAUUUUGUGCCUCGGAACGCUGGUAACUAGCCGCUAUGUAGCCGGAGGGUGGCCGCUUAAUAGCUCGAUGUUUUGUUGAAUUGCCCUAUGGGGGAUGGGGCUGUUUUGGGGCACUUAUUUUGACCCCAGUCUUGUGCGCAACUUUGUAAUAGCCAAUGAAAAAAGUCAAAGCGUCCUCAAAUCAGUCCCAUAGUGCGUUGCGACUCAACAUUGACCUAGUCUGGCGCCCAACUUCAAAUACCGUAAACUUAAGUUAAAAAAGCGAAUGAAUUCUAAACGUAUUUUAAUCAGCACUGCUAUGUUGCUUGUUUUGAAAUGCUUUUUUAGUCUGGUUAUAAGCUCUCCUAACUGGCUCUUUACCAAGUUGUUUAACCGUUUAAGCCCCGAUAUCCACGUAUAAAUUCUCCAUACUGACCUUCAUACAUUUCCUUAAAAAAAAAUUUUUGAGAGAGUUUGAUAACAGAUCAAAGCAUUUUUUCCUUUGGUGAUCAUUUUAUUAACUCUCACAAUCAUUUCUCUUGGCAACAUAUGGAUAUUUUUAGGAGAAAAUUGAUGUUGGUCACUAUCGAGACUUAAAUGGUUAAGCUAAGGGCUUGUAGGGGGAAAUUUACGGUAGCCGAUAACAGAUCGCUCACUAGAGGUUCAACUGUGCUCUCUCAUCCACUCAGCAACAAGAUGAUUUACCAAUGGAGCAGUACACCUCAACUAUGCCUCAGCUUCACGGCAGACUCGAUCCAGUCUCCUACGGUAGUUACCUUGAUGCAGCUAUUCCAUUCCCUCGCACUUCUGGCGCGAAAUUCUGUGCUUGUGGUGAGUGGUGAUAGAGCAAUUUUCGUAUAACUUUGAAAAAUUGCUCCGGUAAGUGUUAUUUGUUUUAUCAGCCGAUGGAUGAAAAGAUCAAAACAUGGCCUCUUCGUUUUCCCGCCAAAGAAAACCCUAAUAUGGAGAAGGCAUUGUUCGAUUGGCCAAUCGUUGUUGCAGUAUGACGUCAAAGCGAAAAGCCACGCUCGUUUGAAUCCGUUCGAUAAACCAAUCAAAUCGCUCUAUUUCCGUUCGUUUGUUGUUUCUGCUUUAUUCGCGCGUUUUCAUUUCAAGGUCAUGCGAAAAUCGCUCUGACACAGCAUUAUAACUCUUUCUCUGUCACCAUUGAUAUGUUAAACUGUUAACCGGUCGUUUCAAUACAAAGUCGCACAAGUCGUUUUGGUACGACCUCAGGCACUUAAAUUUCACAAAAAAUUUCGAUCACUUGAAGUAUAGUUUGCACGUGAACAAGAAAAGCAUUUUGGGUGGAUAUUUUCGCCCUAUAAUCCAAGUUCGUGAAACUAUUUACAACGAAUGAACUUGUAUCGAAAGCCGUUAGACUGCUAGCAGUCCCUUUGGAUUGUCCAGGGUUCGUACAAAGUCUUGAAUUCUUCAAAAAGUCUUGAAUUUUGCCCAGCAGUUUUCAAGACCUGGAGAAAGUGUGGAAAAUGAUAUAAAGUCCGCAGAAGUGAUAAAAACUCUUGAGUUUCUUUUUUCAAAACUACAACAAGUGCUUUAUAAGUGAAGUUUUUUCGUUUUGUUCAAAUCUUAUUCAAUCUCUUGUUUAGGAAAAAAGUCUGGAAAAAGUCUUAAAUUUUGGAUCCAAAGAUCUGUACGAACCCUGAUUGUCGUGCGGGUGAGCAUGUUAGGUGCUCGCGAACGAGGCGUGCCAGGCGUCGACUUGAUGGACUGAAAAGGGACUGCUUACUUGCUGUCUUCUUCUUUGUUGGUGCAUGGCAGAAAAAAGAGAGACUUAACUAUGGUACUAAUAAGCAUAAAGCAAUACAUUCUGAAAAUCUUAGAAGUCCGUCAUGUUUGUGAAUUAGUGUUGUAAUUAAAAUGCACUCGAAUUAAGUAAUUUAGCUUUUAAGUUUGUUAUUGGCAUGCGGCCGGUGUGACUGUCCCAAGUCACGGGCCACUUUCCUAACGAAUACGAAGUAGAGCGGACUGGAAACCAAGGAAAAGGUCAUGCUGGGAUCAAAUAAUCAGCCAAUCACAACAUACGCACACAGUGGAAUAAACCAAUCAGAUCGAGGUAAACAUAUGCAGCUAGCGAAAAGCGCGGGAAAUCUGCUUGCCUUAUGACGGGCAAUAGUUUUACAUAUGAUUGGUUGAGAGUUUCCGCCAAUCGCAAAGCACAACAGAGCAAACCCAAGCAAUCGCGAAAUCCUAUUUCAGAAUUACUGCAAAACCACUCUUUUUUCGCUUUCUUGCUUUCGAAUUUUGAUCACUCUUACUCUCUGUGUUAACAUAUUCCCGACUAAGAGGUAGUGAAUGGUCUUUGCAUUUGAAUACGGCGCUUUUCUUUUUCUGUCGGUAUUUGAACAUUCAGGAUGGAAAUUGUCUGUCGAGCAGUGAGCGCUUCGGAGAAAAAAAUUGGCGAUCAGGGAACACUGUGAUUUAGCAACUUGAUUCUCGGCUGUGUGUUGUCAAAAGCCUUUCACAAGAAUAAGAUCACAUUGCAAACACGAGCCAAUGAGAAUUGCACGCUUGAUUUUUCAAGCAUUCGAGUUUCCAGUCAAGUUUCGUGAAUACUACUGAAAUAUUUCAGAGAAAACUUUGAAACAGUCUCCAGACUGAUUCAUUUGUUGUCUCGUUUCUUAGGAUUACUGGUUUGUUUCAAUUUACCUGGAAAAUACACUGGUCGAGUAGGGACUGGCGGAGAACCAACGCCAAGGUAGGCUUCGCACUGACCGCGGUCAAGCAAGAAAAAUCGAGAAAGUCAGGUUUAUCACUUUCAGUGGUCAAAAUCCCACGAAAUUGAAAGCACUUGUCGUAGACACUUGUUCCGCAAGUUGUAUCUAUGGUCAAGUACUGAUACGGUAAAGUUUCGAAAGUAACAACUCUCGUUACCUACGGAUUUAGCAGCCUUCUCCCAUCGUUACUUUCCAGUAGCUAAAACGUGUGCCCUAUUGUUUGAAUAGGAAUGUCAAAGAUCAUUAUAAUAAGGGAAAUGACUUUUGAGGUCGCAUCUUUCGUAGGGUCGUUUUUUUCCGGGGGAUGGCUACUUUUCACAGCUGUGAAUUUUAUCGCUUCUUUCGAAGGGUCGCUAUUUCGUAGGGUCGUUACUUUUGGAAUACACUGCGAGACAAGCCACGCGAACGACUUCGUAAACGCUAAAAGCAACGCAAGAGAGAAACCUCUGCUCGCAGGGUACUCGGAUCAGUUUGGUAUCGCUUGUUAUUUCUAUCAUUUCCCUUAGUUCUUGCAAGAAUAGAAAUUACAUACUUUUGAGGUGGCUUCUUUUGUAGGGGCUGUUGUUUUGGUGGGGGAUGGCUACCUUUCGGGAUUUGGUAACACCUGUGAAAUUUUAUCGCUACUUUUGGGGGGUCUUUACUUUUGGAACUUUACGGUAUAUUCGCCAGUUUAGAAAGAGAGGAAACUGGGCCGAGUUCACUUUCGCAAAGACUUCUGGGACUGUUACUAGGGACAGGGAGAAAAAUUGGCCAAUAGCUGACUAGCGCGUCCCCAGUAACCAUCUCAGAAACAAUAGCUAUUGCGGGACGCAUUUCGGCUCCAUUUCCCUUCUCGUUUCUAAAGUGGUAAAUUGUCAUAGUGUUUUGGAAUUUGUUUGAAGACGGUCUGUUUAUUUACUCAUUGGGAGCUUUCCAUUCAACCAAAAUGUCGGCUUUGAUUUUUCGACAACUUCCAGUAGCGAAUGGAGCAGCAUUUUCCAAAAUUGCCAUUAAGGAGGUCAACGUCGCGAGGUAUACCCAAAUUUUCGAAAAAUUUUUUCCCGGAAGUUUUAUUUCCAUUCCACUUUGUUCCUGGAAUUUCUAGAAUUUUCGGUUGAAUGGUCGGCAUUUCGGAAAUUCAACAGUGAAAUUCUGGGAUAUUUUUUUACCAUUCGCCGCUGUUUCCAAUUUUUUGAAAGUUUUGGUUAAAUGGAAAACGCCCAUUCAGUUUCUUGGCGUACCCCUUAUUGUUAUUUGCUGUUGUCGCCAGGUCUCUAUCGGCGUUUUCGGCGUACAGUUCUCGCCCCAGUAGCGGACCAGCCCUUCCCCCUCUCAUCAACAGCUCCCUUCAGAAAUCUCAUCACCGACAUACAUUCAGUUCAUUUGGUCAGCAGUCAACUGCAAGGGCCAUGUUCUAUAGGACACUUAGUCAGGUUUGUGUGUGAAGUAUUGUUUUGAUUCGUCUCUGUUAUCUACAGAGGAAAGAACUUUUUCAGGAAUGUAAUGUAGAGUUAAGUCCAUGUGAUGCUAACUGAUCUCAGUAACAACAAAAAGGAGACGAAGCGUAAUGGAGUGAGCCGUUUAUAGAACAAUUCCUUUUACUGUAUACUUCCUUAAACAGUUGGGAAUAUUACACGACUUUCUCGGAAAUUUCUGUAAUUUAGACUGGCUGAUGACAGCUGUAUUCUUUUUUUUUUUCAGCAAGAGGAUUUACAAGAGAUGCAAAAGUACGGUGGAGUGCCCUCACGAAAAAGUGAUGUUGGUCUUGUUGUGAUUCGUGACGUAAGCGCCAUGAUGCCCAUACAUCAGUCACUAGGCCAGGCCUACACGUGAGUAUUAUAUACCACAAUCUUGAUAUCAGGAUGCUUUAUUGCCUAGUCCCUGUACGGCGCUUACUAAGGCUUUCUCAGUCAAUUCACUUUGGUGACGUAUCCGAGGCGAACAGGCGGGAAACGGCCUCACUUCGUCGCUUGGACCACGUGACCCGAAACGCAUUGGCGUGGCAAGGUGCCUUAUUGAACAUUUUGAGUUUCGGCUGAAGACUGGGUAGGUGUUUUGUCGAAUUGCACUAUGGGAAUGUUUUAGAGACGCCAUCGCUUCUUCCAUUGGCUAUUACAAAGCUGCGCAGGAAUCUGGAUCAAAAUCCGUUCCCCAAAACUGUCACAUAGCGCAAUUGGACAUAACAUCGACCCAAUCUUAAAUGCGACGACCUUAAAUAGCCUAUGAGACAUUUCAACAGAGGAUUCUAUGAAAUGUGCCUUCUAAACUUGUUUUCGGUGCGGGUAUUGCUGGGGUUGAUUUGGGUGAGAAAGGAUGUCUGUUUGUUUUAAUUUUAUAGUAAGAAACCAGCCACACAACAAGAUAAAGCGGUUAAACAGCGUUCACUGGCUUGGCUUUGGGGGCUAGGUUGGGCGAUGGCUUAAUGUCCCAUCCCCGUAAAAAAGUCUGAUUAUUACUUAAACCACUAGACGAAAGUAUCACACAAAUAGCUGGGUUUUUUUUAAUAUCAUUAAUAAUAAACUAAUUUUUCCCAAGGCUUGAGGGAAAUGACAUAAGUGACAUUUGCAAGAAGAACCUGUCAGCUGCCAUGACAACGGGGCGCAAAGAUUUGGUGCAAACAUGGUCUCUGAUGAGCCUCAUUCUCGACAAGAAACUUGCGCCCUCUGAUGACUCAAUGGACGAGUCGCCCUGGGCACUACAUCCCUUUGGAAAGAAGAUGGUUACUUCACUGUAAGUAGAUCACAUUCGUACGUUCUAAUUCGCUUCGCUCAAAGCUGGUGGAAUUGUUUGUACGCGUGCGAUGCACGAGAGAAAAAACCUCUAGUAUCCAGGGAAUCCCGCUGGCUACGCAGGCUACUCAAAACCACAAAAAAAAAACAAACAAACAAAAACACCACUGGCCAUUCAUCGCCAUCAGAAACCCCGCUAGUAUUUUCUUGAGCCGUGUCUCCGAAAUUAGGCAUCUUCAAAGAGACUGUACACGAUACGAAACUGAAAUAAUAAUUUAGAAGCUCGAAAGGGCGGGGUUGCACGCGAGAGCGAGAGAGAAAGAGAACAAACUCUAACAGCAUCUUUAAUAGGCAAAACCAACCAAUCGGAAGCGACUACAAGCGCACCGCGAAACUAAGGUGCAAACUGGAAUAAAGAAUUCGAGGCUAAAAUUCCAGUGGAAAAUAUAUAAAAACGCACCCGCGUUUUUGCUGGAUUAAGGAGAUUUUCAUGUGACUUUCAUCAGAUAACUGAAACAACUAAAGAAUCACACCAAUAAUAUUGAGUUCUAGACUAUUGGAGAUUGUCUAUAAGCACUCGCGAGGAACGAGGGACUAGCCGAAACAUGUAAGCAUCGUGGGACGAUGGUUGACAAUUAAUCACGUCGCUGCUGCUUGAACAUACGGUUAUUUGAUGGUAUUCUUUUAAAAACAUAAGAAUUAAUAAACUAAUGAUCGAUUUUUGAAAAACAUUAAAAUAUUUUGUUCGGGUUAUGGGUUGAGUGGGAGGGGGGUGGGGGGGGGGGGGGGGGGGGGGUUAGGGCGACGACGCUAGUGUAUUUGUCACGAAUCAAGUCCAAAUAUUUGCAGUAGUCAUCCUGGGAAAACAGUUUGAUGGCCAUAAUAAAAACAACUACUGCUUGUACCAGUUGUACUCUAGAGACUCCCUACUUCUUUCUAUCAAGACUCUUCUUGGCAAGAAGUAUAGAACAUCAUUGCGUGGGAAGACCCUGAAGGCAGCUGAACUUGAUCAAUUUUUGACAACUUUUGUUUCAGUCAAUAACAAGCUGCUUUAUCAGAGACAGACUCCUUUAAGCAUUCUCUUCAAACAAACAACAUUUUUGGCAAGGGCUAAAAUCCUAAUAUAGCCCUGACUGGACCUAUUUUCAACAAAACACGUACUUUGAUAAAUUCCUGCGGCCAGUAUUACAUUCUGAAAACGAUGCCAUUCUGAGACAAACAAAUUCUUGGCAGGAACCCAAAGCCAAACACGGAAACAAUAUUUUUGAUCUUGUAGUAUGUGGUCAUGUUUAUCUCAUUUCCUCGAUUGGACACCGGAUCCCGACUAAUGAACAAUUUUGGUCAGCCCCUCCACCGGUUUUUGUUUUUAUUGUUUAAUUUCAACUAGAGCGGUAAAGAUUCAUCGGCACUGGCUCUGUAAUCAGUUAACUUGCGUGAGUUUGGUAAUAUGUCUGAAACGUGGGCGGAUAUAACUCCUGGAGCACGCAAAUAUAUAGACGUUUGUAUGGUGCGGUGGGGGCGUGAUCUCGUCCCCGCCUCUUUACCAAACGUCUAUUAAGUUUCGUGUUAUUGCGGAGCGACAUUGUCGUUAUUUUUCGACCAAUUUCUCUCAGACUUGGCAAGGUUACUGCCUCGUAAGGCGUUACUUUCCAGCGGUGUUCGUGGAGUUUCGCUGCCUGAUUCAUGUGGAAAGUUGAAACAAAAGCAAUUUCUAUUCCACAUAGUUUACAUACAACGGUAAUUACACCCUCCGUUCAUUAAUUACAGGUAUAAGAAAUCGGAAAAAACCCUUGUUCUAAAGCAACAUAUAUUUUUGGAAUGAAAAGCUAUAGGUGUAAUGAAAAAGAAAACAGAAACUAACUAAAUAGCCGAAAUAAGUAACUAAUUGGAUGUGCCAACAUAACCAUUCUCUACUUUCGAAUCCCAUAUAAUACACUCUGUUUGCCCCCGAAACUGUUGUUUUCAAACCUUCCAGGGAGUUCUGCAUAUUCCCAAAAGUAUAUGAAAACAAUAAGUUAUUCAGAUGGGGGGGAGGGGGUGGGGGGACAAACAAAGUGUAUUAUAGGGGAUGCGAAAGUAGUCAAUUCACAUCCUCUAGCGUUGGAAAUUGAAAAUGAUGUCAAUUUUUUGAAGAGGUGUUUUUGGUCGCGGGGGCAUAUUGAAUCGCGUUGUAAGGGAGAAUUCAGGUCACUGAAGUCGCUAAAGAUCACUUGUCUACUCUCUCAAAGACAAGAUAUGGUCAUGAUGAGACUUUUUUCCCUUUUAGAAAAGAGCCUAAACAUAUCUUUUUACCCAGAUUUGCCGCGUUGUUUAGCACACUAAAGGCUAAAGGCUUUAGCCUUGAACCCAUUACCCCUUUUUAGUCUCCUCUGCUCUGUGAAUCUGGCAGUAAAAAACCGCUUUUUAUCAAGAGUUUUUUUAAACAUUUCUUUGUCUUUUAUGUCCUGUGUAUGUAUCUGUAGGUGUUUUAAGGGGCUGUUACGCCUAGUCUCCGUUGACUAUAUUCCCCUUAAGAUGAACUUAACUUCUUUCGUUCAUUCAGUUUCAUCUAUUCAUUAAUCCCGAGAUUCUCAAUAUUUUUCUCAGUGUUUUCCGAGGGGAUAUUCAUUAAAGGGUAUGUUAUUUAGUCCUCGCGAAGAACAACGUCUACAAUACAGUUCAAUUUUAAUACAAUAACUCUUAGCGAGCGGUCCAAAUUUGGGGCUAACAGUUUACGUUUAGCCUCUGACCUCAUAUAUUUUGCAGUAUUACCCUCUCUCAGACUUCUGGCGGGAAACAGUUUUGUUGUUAGAUGUCAUGUGACGGAUUCUUACCUCAAUGAACCUAAUGAGAGAGCGCAUUUGGUAUUAACAAAAUUAUUUAUUUAUCUCCAGCAUGGAUUAUUACUUAAGCAUCCGGGACAUACAGACUCUAGGGAUGCUCUCAUGCGUUUUGGCUCAUCACUCACUCCCAGACUCCUUCAAGCCGCCGAAAAGUAUCUUCAAGCCGGAUAUUAUUCCCUUGAGCAAGUCCUUUACGUUUGGUUCUUCACCAUCAUACAGUGACCCACCAUCACAGGUAAACAAUGUCAUAGCCGUUUCUCAUUCAUAGAGCGGUUUUCAAUUUCGGUGAGUGGACUAAAACGUGCCUGAAGCCGAGGAGUUUAGCCAAAACCCCGUUUUAAGCCAUUUUCAGUUCGGCGAACGCUUUUAUGUAAACACUACUUACCGUGAACAGUUUCAUUAAAGUAUAUAAAGUGGACUAGAAAAGCAUUUGCCUUCUUAAAAUAAUCCACUAAGGAAGAAAUCUGAAGGUUCCAAGAUUUCCUAAACCUCGGUCUAAGUUAGACUUCGUUUAAAUAACCGACCCACUGUUUUUUUCGACGUUCUCGUUGCCGUCGCGUCGUUGAAUCAUAAGGUCCCUAAUUCGACCCUAAUGUGUCCUCUGAUUGUUUGCUCUCUUAUUGUUACUUGCAGUCUUUCAAGCGCCCCAAGUCACUUAGUAACGUCACGGACCAUGCCGGACACGAAUCCCCGUCAAGUGAAUGGAGCGAAGUUACGUUCCCUCCGCUGAGUGGUGGAUGGUCCCCACCAGUGUUUAUCCGCACAAAGGAUCCUCGGGAAGAACAGCGAAAACAAUACGAAAAGGACUGUCGGUAAGUAAGACAAGAACGACAACGAGAAAGAGAUUUUUUCAAUACUAAGUAGUGUGCACUCGUGAACCAGCGUCAUUUUGGCGGGAAAACGGUAUAGCCGUCGUCAUUACGCUACGGGUUUUUAUACGGAAAGGAGUUUUCAAAUGUCAGAAGCUUUCUCAUUUCGCGAUCGUCAGGGGGCUUAACCUCCUUCAAAAAAAAUAACCGUGUUAUCUUUCUGGUGAAGAAUGUAAGAUGUUGCCUGCGUAGCAGGCACCGGACACGAAUCCCCGUCAAGUGAAUGGAGCGAAGUUACGUUCCCUCCGCUGAGUGGUGGAUGGUCCCCACCAGUGUUUAUCCGCACAAAGGAUCCUCGGGAAGAACAGCGAAAACAAUAUGAAAAGGACUGUCGGUAAGUAAGACGAGAAAGACUACGAGAAAGAGAUUUUUUCAAUACUAAGUAGUGUGCACUCGUGAACCAGCGUCAUUUUUGCGGGAAAACGGUAUAGCCGUCUCCAUUACGUUACGGGUUUUUAUAGGGAAAGGAGUUAUCAAAUGUCCGAAGUUUUAUCAUUUCGCGAUCGUCAGGGGGCUUAACCUCCUUCAAAAAAAUAACCGUGUUAUCUUUCUGGUGAAGAAUGUAAGAUGUUAGCCUGCGUGGCAAGCGCUUGGAAGUAGUGGGCGAAAGAGAGAACGGGGGCGCGCGAGGGAGACACGUGAGUGGCGUGUCUCCUUCUCGCGCGCCCUUUUUUUUUGUGCCCACUAUUUCCAAGCGCCUGCUACGCAGGCUAGUAAAAUGAAACUUUUCGGGGUCUUUGUUUUUUCCGAAUACGCGAAAAAAACUUUCAGCCACAUCUCGUCCUCGAAUCCAAAGGUCUCUAAUACCUUUGACAAUUAAACCAAUUUUUUCGUUUAUUUGUGUCUUUACGUCGGUUCUUUUCCAGAUUUGUUGAUGCUUCGAAGCUUCGAUUGCAUGAUCAUUACAUAAAGCAGUACGCUGAUGUGCUGUACCGCUGGAAUCUACUGGGCAAAAGAGCUGAAGUCAUCAAGUUCCUUAGUGAGGCGCAACAACCACACAGCGGUGUUGGUGAGUCAGGUCCUUGGUAUUAUAAAUAAUAAAAGGUCUCAUUUGACCAUGAAAACAAGCUUUGUUUUCCUCAAAUUCUUUCAUAAGUCGCUCGAGUUUUCUAGUUUCGGGCUUAAAGGAGCUGUGUCACGGCAGUCCAGUUCAUUUUGUUUAAUUUUACCAUUUACUCGUCCUCAAUCGCUAUGGAACUUAAAGUAAGCAAAGAACUUACAGGUAAAUGACAAAAUCAGAGAUCCAAGACAAACAAAUAUGUCUCCUGAGCAUUAUUUCUGAAGUUGCAAGCAGCAGGAAUCAACUUUGAAAAGCUGUUAGGCUGAACAGUUUUCAAAAACUCUAAUUUCAAUCCGUUUCAAUCUUCGUCAAUUUUGCCCAUCCGUGGCAUCUGUUGUUUCUGUUAUGUUAUUUUGACCUUCCUUUAAAGUUUUAAGCGGUUAUUUUUAUGUUCCUCUUUAUUUAACGGGCAUUUGGUAAUUUCCUAAUUUGGCUGAAUUUCGUGACACAGCACUUUUAAAUACUUAACUUGUUGCAUAACUAAACCCAACAAACAAAGGCAACAUAAUUGAGAAAGUGGACCUCGUAAAAGAAUGGCAAUGGAUGGCCCUUGGGAACAAACACACAAACCAAAGCGACUGCGACAAAACUGUUUUUGACGCUCUCUAUCACUCACUGAUAUCAGUGAUAUCUCUAGAGUCAGACGUUUUGUUGUUUUGUGUUAGAAUUCAGCACCAAAUGUCACAGUUGUUCACAGAAGCUGCGAGGAGCUCAGUGUUGGUCUUGUAAAGCCAUGGGACUACAGUGCGUUAUAUGUCACGUUGCUGUCAGAGGUAAGAAUCAUCUUGAAAGUGGCCGGUCAACCGAACCCCCCCUCCCCCUCCUUAUUGAAGGCCUCUUUUAGGAAGGCUUCUGGUGGCAUUUUGUGCCAAGAAGUCACUUUCUUGUGUUUAUCCGAAAAAAUUAACCAUGUUUACAUACGAGAGGCUCAGAGAAAAUAUUAAAUGAUGACUAUGUGAAUUUCACAGGUAUUUGAACCGCGGAAUAAAGAAAUAAAUGUAAAUAAGGUCAUGCAAAAAGAUAGCGUGAAAAAUUUCAGGCUUUCUAGGAUUUCAACCCUGAUCUCUGCGAUACCGCGCCGGUGCAGCGGCCUAGCCAGUUGAGCUAACAAGCCAACUGGGUGCUGGCUUUCUUUUCGCAACUGCAUAAGUUGCGUCUUUAACCGCCAAUAUUGUUUUUUUUUUUGUUUAUUAUGUGUUUGAUAUUUUUCAGGAGCCAGUAACUUCUGUGUCGCAUGCGGCCAUGGAGGACAUACUUAUCAUCUGAAGACAUGGUUCGAAUCAAUGGACGUGUGCCCCUCUGGGUGCGGCUGUAGGUGCUUAGAAGUUGGCACGUUUAUUGUAGACUGACCACAGCCCCACAUGUUAGUGUGCCAGAGAACGAAAUAAGGAAUGAAGAAAAGAGUGGAACAAUAUUCGUGCCAAGGGAGUACCGUAAACCCCUUGAUGAUACUGAAAACAAUUUGCUGUCAUUCCUACUGAGGGCUACAGCCUAAAGCGGACCUAGAAAAGCUGGAACAGUAUGGUUUUCUAUGCGCCAUUUAGAGCGUGUUUGGGCUGACAGAUCAGGCGCUAUUUAAUACCAUGGUGCACUGUGAAUCGUCGUCAGCUUUGCCCUGACUACUGUGGCUCCAGAGGUCCGUUUAUACAGAAAAUGAAAACCAGUUGUGACUUUCUCGAUCGUCUUCAUGACGUACAGUAGUUAUCUUGGUACUGUAUUUACCACAAUCAAGUAAAAGGUCUGCAAAAGCUUUUAAUGACAGAAACAGUGGAGUUAAACGGAAUUAUGAUUCUGAUGAGUAUUGCCAUGGAGAUUAAGACAAAGAACGUGUCGGUUUGAGUUCAGACAGACAUCCUCUAAUGAUACCUCCGCCGCCACAAGCGAGAGCUGUUAUGAACAGCAAGAUACAUUGCGUACAUUUCUAUGUCACGGUGACAAUUGUUUAACCUAAGCCCGGUUCAAACGUUGUGACAUGAUAACCUAACAUUAACAAAGUUCGACAAUAGAGUGACUUUUGGAGAGAGGAUUUUUUUUAUAAAGCGUAUUUGGUCGACCCAAUCUGGCAGCUAGAUUUGUCUGAACGACAAAUGAAAUCAGCCUGACAAGUAAAGCAGGUUCUCAGGAUCAUUUUACUGUUUUUAAAUUUUUAAAAUUUGGUACAGUCAGGUGUUCUCUGUUAACCUAGUUGAAUUGUCCUGGCAGUCGCUAAAAAAAUGAGUAGAGAGAACUGAUUGACCUUGGCCACAUAAGAAAAUUGUAAAAAUAAACA
Porites evermanni is the source of this 21406-nucleotide messenger RNA. The record is from the annotation of a GenBank genome assembly. NCBI's taxonomy places the organism in Eukaryota, Metazoa, Cnidaria, Anthozoa, Scleractinia, Poritidae.